ACUUUAUGAGAGGGAGUUUGGUCGGUGCAGUUAUAGGACCCACACGCUGCACUUUGGGUUGGAAAGCCGUCCACACAUAAUCACACGCAUCAAGUUCCCCCCGUGUUGAUUGGCAGGAGAAGGAGACUGCAUCAAAGGACAACGACCAACAUUGCAACAUGGAAUGCUGUUUUGAGAAACGCCAAGAUACGCAAGUAGGGUCGGCCGAGUUGCCGGAACUUGGAGGCGCAGCAAAGACAGAAGACGGCACUGAUGAGCCCAGUGGUCGUGGGAAGAAGUUGGAAAUCGUCGGCGGACAAGUGUACCUUCCACACCCAAAUAAGCCAGGUGAAGCGGUGGACUUCGGGGUGCGACAUGAUGACAUCGAUGGGAAAUUCGUCCUGUCAGAGACGGUGGGAAAUAGCCUGGCUCGCGACGCAGGAAUUCACGAUGGCGAUGUUCUCGUAGGCAUCAACGGCACAAACAUCGAGGGGUGCCAAGUCCAAUAUCUUCUGGACCUGCUCCGUGAAGAUGUGAAGCCCAAGCUGCUUUUGACCGUUAAGCGCCAGUUGGAUGAAGAUAAGCACGUGUUCGUGUGGACUUACUUCGAAGUUGUCGUGGAAAACGAAAACCAGCCGGAGGUGCGUAUUCUGUACUUGACUCAGACGGCUGAAGAUGUCAUGCCAUGGAUAAAUCCUGGUCCACUGGAGACCGGGUAUAGCUGGCUUGGAGUACCCUCUCCUGCCUACAAUAUAUAUCUCAGGGGAAACCCAGCACUUUAUCUGAGCAUUGACGACGGAAAAGUGGAGUUCUCGUCGACAUACAACAAUAGUACAAGUUUGUUCUACUUCUAUAUCUACGUCGGUCCAGGACCACCAGAUGACGGCAUUAAGGUCGCGUACUCUCUGCAGCAAUUCGGGAACGCAGUGACCCCCUCUACUACGCCAGCGGCUGAAGUUAUACAACCUGGUGCCGAUCCCACGUUAGAUGCGAUGGAUUUCCCAUAUUCUAUGUUGGGAAACGACGUUCCGUUGAACCCUCGUUUCUGGUACCUAAAGAUGAACGUUUCUGGUACCGGUGAAAAUUCUCUUCAGAGCAUCGAGCAAACAGGUUGGUACUUGGCAAAGAGUACUUCGAGUAAUGAUGCUACUCUAUCAACUCAACCACAAUAUUUCGUGAUGGCGCGAGCUAAUAGCAACAGCAGUUCCAGUGACGAUUGUUAG
Patiria miniata (bat star) is the source of this 1202-nucleotide messenger RNA. RefSeq lists its product as uncharacterized. The transcript has 10 exons. The record is from RefSeq and is a predicted model, not a curated record. The coding region runs from base 159 to 1202 and encodes 347 amino acids. Gene Ontology annotation, molecular function: protein binding. Lineage: Eukaryota; Metazoa; Echinodermata; Asteroidea; Valvatida; Asterinidae.